CCCACGCAUACACUGUGAUUCACUCUGUCACUGGUUGCAGGAAUAAGUGUCAGAAAAUUACUCAAUCAUGAUUAUUUGGGCGUGUUCUGUAACAAUUAAUUGCUGCAAGUGUGUUUUUUGAAUUGUAAAAAUAAAGUACAAAGCCUUCGAGUAUAAUCUGACAACGUACAAUUAGUGUAACUCUGUGAAAAGAAUGAUAAUACACUCAACUGAAGGCAGCUUGGCUAUGCUGAAAAUACCAGUACAAAAUCGUUUUUAGACGUGCGUCGAGCUAUUCCUGUGUUUUAUUAAUAGCCGUUGCCCCUAUUCCUUAUAAUAAUUUGCCAAAAUGGAGGAUGUAUUUCAAUGGUGUCGAGAGGGAAAUGCGAUGCAAGUUCGGGUCUGGUUAGAUGACACUGAACACGACAUGAAUCAAGGAGAUGACCAUGGAUUUAGCCCUUUACACUGGUGCUGCAAAGAAGGUCAUACAAAAUUGGCAGAGUUGCUCGUUAGCAGAGGAGCACGCAUAAACGCAACGAACAGAGGAGAUGAUACACCAUUGCACCUAGCAUCAGCACAUGGUCACAAAGAUAUCGUGCAAAUGUUACUCAAAAAUCGAGCAGACGUAAAUGUAACAAACGAACAUGGAAAUACAGCAUUACAUUAUGCCUGCUUCUGGGGAGACCAAGCCGUUGCUGAAGAAUUGGUAGCUGCCGGAGCCUUGGUUUCGAUUGCCAAUAAAGAUGGCGACACUCCGCUGGAUAAAGCUAGAGGUCCAAUGGCCAAAAUAUUACAUGAUCUAGCGGUUGAGUUUGGACAGGAUUUAAAGAAAAUUCAAUUUAAGGACCAAAGCUGGCUCGGUCUAAAAACCAGAAGUCGUGAUGCAACUCUUUCGAGGCACAAGGGAAUCAACAUGUCAGAUUUGUCCCUCCAUACCGAAUUAGCAAACACUCCAAGUGGAGAAACCUGGCGUGGUCGCUGGCAGAAUAAUGACAUCGUCGUUAAGUUCCUAAACUUGCGUGAUUGCUCUGCAAGAAUAUCGAGAGACUUCAAUGACGAGUUUCCAAAAUUGAGAAUAUUUUCACAUCCCAAUAUUCUGCCAGUCCUUGCUUGUGUGAAUCAGCCUCCAAGAUUAGCAACAGUUUCUCAGUAUAUGCCACGAGGCAGCUUGCAUCGGCUUUUGCAUGGAGGAACUGGCGUUGUGGUUGACACAGCCAGGGCGCUACGAUUAGCUCUCGAUGUUGCUCGAGCCAUGGCUUUCCUUCAUGGUUUGGAAAGACAGAACAGAUGUCGAUAUUUUCUGAAUAGUAAACAUGUGAUGAUCGACGAGGAUUUAACAGCUCGUGUAAAUAUGGCCGAUUUUAAAUUUUCCUUCCAAGAAAUUGGCCGAAUUUACGAACCUGCUUGGAUGUCU
Messenger RNA from Belonocnema kinseyi, 1393 nucleotides. It is a transcript of the gene Ilk, whose product is annotated as integrin-linked protein kinase homolog pat-4-like. Lineage: Eukaryota; Metazoa; Arthropoda; Insecta; Hymenoptera; Cynipidae. The transcript is spliced from 7 exons. Gene Ontology annotation, biological process: protein phosphorylation. Gene Ontology annotation, molecular function: protein binding; ATP binding; protein kinase activity. Gene Ontology annotation, cellular component: cytoplasm. The record is from RefSeq and is a predicted model, not a curated record. The annotation marks the transcript as partial.